AUGGCAAAAUAUCUCGGCCUGAGAGGCCUCAGGCUCAAGACGGCCAUGGUCGUCCUUGUCGUGUUACCAAGUUUCAUGCUGUUCGGCUGGAAUAAUGGCUCUACUGGACACGCAACAGACCUCGAAUCCUUUGUCAAGCAAUUCCCCCGACUUGACACGGUCAACACGAAAGGUUCUACCAAGUCGUAUAAUGCUCUGAUCCUGGGCGUCGUCACAGCCUGCUAUGAUCUCGGAGCCGUUGUUGGGGCUCUUUCCUGCAUUCUCUACGGCAACAAGCUGGGAAGACUUCGCUCCGUGCUCCUCGGUCUAGUGUUAUCGGUGGUAGCACUUGCUAUCGAGACCUCUGCCUUCCAACUUUCGCAAUUCAUCAUCGGCCGUCUCCUCGUUGGGGCAUCGAUCGGCAUCAUCUCGGCGAGUAUUCCCAUCUGGCAAACAGAAUGCGCCACCACCAGGCAUCGGGGCAUGUUCGUCAUUAUGGAAGGCAUUUUCAUCAGCGCGGGGAUCGCGUUGCCCAGCUGGAUCUACCUGGGCACCAUUCCAGGCCUGAACGGAUCGGCUCAGUGGAGGGUGACCAUGGUUCUGCCCGUGGCUUUCGCCAUCUUCGCCAUGCCAUGGCUCUUUUUCAUGCCCGAGUCACCCCGCUGGCUGGCGCACAAAGGACGACUCGACGAAGCCCGAGAAGUCGUGGCGGCAAUCAUGGACCGGCCCCUGAACGACCCGCGAGUGACGGCAGAAAUCAACCACAUCCAACAGCAGCUGGAGCUGACCACCGGCAGUUUCCGAUCAUUCUUCAAGCACAGCCCCGAGCGUCCACUUCAACGCGCCUUCAUUGCAUUGCUUGCACAGAGCUUUACGCAGUGGAACGGCUGUUCAGCCAUGAUCUUCUACACCGGCGACGUCUUUGCCCAGCUAGGUUUCUCGGGCACCCGUGGUGAACUGCUCGGCGCUGGGUUCACCACAACGUUCACCGUGGCCGCGUUCGUCCCUCUGUUUCUUGUGGAUCGGGUGGGAAGACGGGUGCUCUUCAUGAUCGGUGCGAGCGGCAUGUGCAUCUCGAUGGCUGUCCUUGCCGGAACGGGUGGUCAUUCGAAUCUGGCACCCGUCGCGCUCACCUUCAUGUUCAUCUACGCCUGCUCCUACGCCAUCGGAUACCUUGGCCUCCCCUUCCUCUACGCCAGCGAAAUCGCCCCGCUGCGAUUCCGCGUCCCCAUCGCGGCCAUCUCGGUCACAGGUCAGUGGUUGGGACAAUUCGUCGUCGGCCAGAUCACCCCACCCGGCACGGCGAAUCUCGGCAGCCACUACUGGAUCAUCUACGCCGUCUUCAACGCAAGUUUCCUGCCCAUCAUCUAUUUUUUCUUCCCGGAGACCAAUGGGAAGUCCCUCGAGGACAUCGACGAGAUCUUUGAAAGUUCGACCGCGUUCGGUGUCGUGCGCUCUGCUCGGGCCAUUGGAAAGUCGGGCGAAUCGGGUAUUCAGAAUAUGGCGCUGGACAAGGACUACGUUUCCACCGAGGUAGAACAUGUCAAGGCAUAG
Molecule: messenger RNA, 1533 nt
Organism: Fonsecaea multimorphosa CBS 102226
Lineage: Eukaryota; Fungi; Ascomycota; Eurotiomycetes; Chaetothyriales; Herpotrichiellaceae
Exons: 3
Coding region: 1-1533 (510 amino acids)
Biological process (GO): transmembrane transport; carbohydrate transport
Cellular component (GO): membrane
Molecular function (GO): carbohydrate:proton symporter activity
Source: RefSeq, a predicted model, not a curated record